Arachis ipaensis is the source of this 2146-nucleotide messenger RNA. Its product is annotated as putative polyamine transporter At1g31830. Gene Ontology annotation, molecular function: transmembrane transporter activity. Gene Ontology annotation, cellular component: membrane. NCBI's taxonomy places the organism in Eukaryota, Viridiplantae, Streptophyta, Magnoliopsida, Fabales, Fabaceae. The record is from RefSeq and is a predicted model, not a curated record. Gene Ontology annotation, biological process: transmembrane transport.
AAACUUCUAUUUGCACAUGCAUUCAUUCAUUGUUCAGAAAUCCAAAUCACACAAAUAAUACUGAUUUGCAGAACCACAUGAAUAAUUGUUGGCUUAGUUAAUGAAUAAUUUAGUGGACAACAAAAUCUCUAAGCAUAAUUUAGUUACCAAACUUGAUGAGGAAUUUUGGUUGGGAAUUGGGAACACAUGAAAAACCCUUGCUUGUUGCACGUGUUUGCAUUAAAAAACCGAAACUUUUAUGCACGUGCCACGGUGUUCUUCAGGUUUUGUUCUUCACCUUUUAUUCUCUUUCCGUUCUGCGCUCGGUGUGAAGAAGCAGCCAUUUUUUUAACGGAAAUCACACCGCGCACACCGUAGUGUUCAUCGCAAUCCACAAUGGAUGAUGCUGCUAUCUUCUCAACCCUGAAAGAAUAUGUCAAUCAUUCAUGAAAUUGAGGGCUGCAGCUACUACUAGACAAGCUUCAAGAAUGGGAGAGUUCAACAGCAAUGUUGAGUAUGUCACCGUUGUAGAUUUACCUUCCCCAAGGAGAACUCACACCAUGAAGAAAGUUUCAAUGCUCCCUCUUGUAUUCCUAAUCUUCUAUGAGGUUUCAGGUGGUCCCUUUGGUGUUGAGGACACUGUUCAUGCAGCAGGUCCACUCUUAGCGCUUCUUGGUUUCGUCGUUUUCCCAUUCAUAUGGAGCAUCCCUGAAGCUUUGAUCACUGCUGAGAUGGGCACAAUGUUCCCCGAAAACAGCGGGUAUGUCGUUUGGGUCUCGACUGCACUGGGUCCCUUUUGGGGGUUUCAGCAGGGUUGGAUGAAGUGGCUGAGUGGUGUGAUAGACAAUGCUUUAUAUCCUGUUCUGUUUCUUGAUUAUCUGAAAUCUGGAGUCCCUGCAUUAGGGGGUGGAUUACCUAGAAUCCUUGCAACUUGGGGUUUGACAAUUGUUCUCACUUUCUUGAACUACAGGGGUUUAACAAUUGUAGGAUAUGUUGCUGUUUUUUUAGGGGUUUUCUCGCUCCUCCCUUUUGUGGUUAUGGGGUUUUUGGCAAUUCCGGACUUGAAACCUUCGAGAUGGACUGUGGUAAACACUAAAGAUGUUGAUUGGAAUUUGUAUUUGAAUACUUUGUUCUGGAAUCUCAAUUACUGGGAUUCUAUAAGUACUCUUUCUGGGGAAGUUGAGAAUCCUAAGAAAACUCUUCCAAAAGCUUUGUUUUUGGCAUUGAUCCUAGUGGUUCUGGGGUAUUUCUUCCCACUUCUGAUUGGCACUGGCGCUGUUCCCCUUAAUCGAGAGUUGUGGACUGAUGGUUACUUCUCGGAUAUUGCUAUGAUUCUUGGAGGAGCAUGGUUGAGAUGGUGGCUUCAGGCUGCUGCCGCGAUGUCAAAUAUGGGAAUGUUUGUUGCUGAAAUGAGCAGCGACUCUUUCCAGCUUCUAGGGAUGGCCGAGAGAGGAAUGUUGCCCGAGUUCUUCAGCAAGAGAUCUCGUCAUGGAACCCCUCUUGUAGGUAUACUUUUCUCUGCCUCUGGUGUAAUUCUACUGUCAUGGAUGAGCUUUCAAGAGAUCGUAGCGGCAGAAAACUUCCUGUACUGUUUCGGAAUGAUUUUGGAGUUUAUUGCAUUCAUAUUGUUGAAGAUCAAGCACCCCAAUGCGUCUCGGCCUUACAAGGUGCCAGGAGGAGCAGCCGGGGCGAUCCUAAUGUGCAUCCCUCCGACCGCAUUGAUCUGUGUCGUGUUGUAUUUCUCCACCCUCAAAGUAAUGGUUGUAAGCCUCAUUGCUGUGUCAAUUGGCCUUGUCUUGCAGCCUUGUAUCAAAUAUGUAGAGAAAAAGAGGUGGUUGAAGUUCUCCCAUAGUGCUGAUCUCCCAGAUCUUGAACAUGAGGAGAGCACUCACUCUUUGGUGAAUUAAUUAACUUAUCAUGUUUCUAGAUUUUUUAUUUUUUGACAGUGUUGAGGUUAUUUUUUUGAGGUGUUAAUGCAUUAUAGCUGCAUAGAAGGGGCAGCUUUGUAUCUUAUGCUUUUGGUUCUUUAGCUGUUUAAUAUGCCACUCCACUAAGAAACUUGUAAUUUGAUUUGGUUCCCCCCUGUCAUGUUUAGACAAACUGCAUGAUUGGGUUUGCUUAGUGUUUGGGAAGAAUUUUUUUGGAAUAGAUAAAAAAAUUGUAAGUU